UCCCGCUUUCUUCUUAGAAAGAAUUAUGGUGAAACUAUAUACUUUUAGCCCAGUCCAACAAAACGACGCCGCUGCCUUUUCACGCCGAACGCGUCCUUUUCCCCAUCCAGACCAUCCAAUGGCAUCCCCAGCCCCACAAUUUUGACCAUUAUACCCAAUCCGCCACUCUUCCCGCCAUUGACCUUCACCAUCGAGCAAAUCACCCUUCUACAGCUCUAUUUAUCUCUUCUCCCCUUCCUGCGUUGACCAUUCCCUCCCCUCCCCUCCCCUCUCCUUUCCCCAUGGAUCCCCGCUACCCUCCGCCGCCCGACGACCACCUCCCCCGGCCAAAGCUCCAGCUCCAGGGCCCUCGCCCAACUCCUCUCCGCGUCAGCAAAAUCUCUCACAAAAUCAAAAAACCCCCCGCACCGCCUCCACGGGAUCCCGUCAUCAUCUACACCCUCUCCCCCAAAAUCAUCCACGUCGAUCUCGCCAACUUCAUGGGACUCGUCCAGCGCCUCACCGGUCCCGACCAGCCCUUCUCUCCCGCCGCCAAGCUGGCCACGAUACAGAGCGCCACGGUCCAUGCACCUGGGCUUAACCAUGGGCCGCCCAUAAUAGAUGUGGAUCUCGAAGAGCUGGAGCUGAACCGGCCCGCGACUAACCCGGGUAUUUUGUCGCCGGUUCCGGCUUCACUGCCGCCGAUAUCGCCCUGCUUCUUUUCGCCUUCUUACCUCGACCCUAGCUUUCUGAGCUUCUUACAUGAUUUGAGCCCUGUUGGGUUGGCUGGUGGCCGGCCAUCUCCGGCGGUGAGCGGAGGAAACAUGUUCGGUGCGACUCCGGGUAAGUUCCUGUCGACUCCUUCGUUUCCUUCUCCGGGAGCGGCUAUGUGGGAUUUGUUUAAACAGUUUAAGGAUUCUUAGAGGAGGAAAAGGAAGAAGAGAAUUGAAUUUUGUGGUAGGGGGGGUAGAGAGGAAAAGGUGGUUGGCAGAUAAUUUAUGAUGGUUUUCCCUGACACGAUACACAUGAGCCUUCUUUUUAAUAUUAUCUACACAUAUUGUUGCUACUUAGAUAGCAUUAUUAUCUACAGAUAUUGUUGUUUAUGAAUUGCAUUUGUAUGAUCCAAUGUCGUAUUACAGACUGGUGUGUUUAAGCUUUUUCAAAUUGUAAUUUUUUUUUUAUUUUAUC
Molecule: messenger RNA, 1167 nt
Organism: Phalaenopsis equestris
Lineage: Eukaryota; Viridiplantae; Streptophyta; Magnoliopsida; Asparagales; Orchidaceae
Product: protein MKS1-like
Exons: 1
Coding region: 282-902 (206 amino acids)
Cellular component (GO): nucleus
Source: RefSeq, a predicted model, not a curated record